Molecule: messenger RNA, 738 nt
Organism: Aureobasidium uvarum
Lineage: Eukaryota; Fungi; Ascomycota; Dothideomycetes; Dothideales; Saccotheciaceae
Source: the annotation of a GenBank genome assembly
AUGGCCGACAAGUUCCCCUCUGUUGAGGACCUAGAUUCUGAUGCUACCGCCGACAAUAACAUGGACACCACUCAAAUGUCCGACGAGCCUUCAGACUUCCUGGCCCGUGAGCGCGCUCUCCUUGGUGACGAUGCCGACCAAUUCGCAACCCCCGCCGACAACUCCGCUACCGUUGAGAAUGACGACGACGACCUUCUUGGAGGAGGCCAGUCCUACCAGGCUCCCGCCGAUCACGAAAUGGGUGGUUUCGAAUCCAGUUUCCCUGCUAUUGACACAUCAAACGAGGGAGUAGCACCCGGCGGCACAAUCACCGGAUCCACACUACCAUACCAGCCCAAAUCCAACCAAGCCUCAUACGAAGACGAGUCCGAACCCGACGUCAUCCGCGAAUGGCGCGAGCGCAGAGACAUGGCCCUCCAGCACAGAGACGAGGUCUCGCAGAACAAAAAGGAAGAGACCGUCAAAGCCGCCCACCAAGCCAUCGACGACUUUUACGAGAACUACAACAACAAGAAGGACAAGACCGUCUCCCAGACCCGCAAGGACGCAGAAGAGUUCCUCAAGUCCAGAGAGGACACCACCGCCGGCGGAACCAGCUGGGACAGAGUCUCCAAGCUUGUUGAUCUCAGUGGAAAGGGCAGCUCUGGCGGUGCUCAGGGCUCGGCAAAGUCAAAGUUCAGAGAACUGUUGCUCAACCUUCGCAAGGACGAGAACGCCCCUGGCGCCAGCGGUUACUAG